This is a messenger RNA of Drosophila mauritiana, 1381 nucleotides long. RefSeq lists its product as uncharacterized. The coding region runs from base 1 to 1083 and encodes 360 amino acids. The transcript is spliced from 3 exons. The record is from RefSeq and is a predicted model, not a curated record. Lineage: Eukaryota; Metazoa; Arthropoda; Insecta; Diptera; Drosophilidae.
AUGGAACUGGAACGGGAACUGCCCACCGACGAUGCCUCCGUGGAGUUGGAUGAACCCGAACCGUGGGGUGAUGUGAGAUCGUCUGAUAGCCAGCUUACCCUGAAGCAGAGUGAGAGCCAAGAGACGAUAAGACCAUCUGGGUAUGAGUUAGCUGAUCCUUCCGAGCUUAGCUCGUACGACAUUCACCUGGGUCUUCUAGUAGAGAAGGGUUUAAUUGACAUUAACUCAUUGGACAAGUCCUCGAACGAGGACCCUGCAGACUAUGCGGACUAUCGGGGUCUUUUGUCCAUGUCGGCGGAUCGUGGUGGAAUUGCUGAGAUAGUCAAAGAAAUGCGAAACGAAUUCAUGGACAAGCUGACCUCCAAGGCUAAGAGCUUCAAGGAAAUCCUGAUUAAGAAAGGCCUAAUGGAGCCAAAGGACGAAAAUCCUGUUAUGAAGAAUGAUGACUCUAAGAAGAAAGCAAAGCCCGAAGACGAGUCCCAGAUUCCUGAUCGUAAGAACAGCGCGGGAAAACCUAAAAAUACAUCUCUGGGAGAAGGCGACGUCAGACGAAAUGGUGAAAUCGCCCUGCUCAUCAAUGAAAUCAAUCAGUUCACUUCUGGCAUGGAGAAAGAUCCGGACACUGCGGACUGGGCUCAUUUCCGGGCCAACCUGCUGAAGAUACAUAAGUACUAUGUGAGUGCCAAUGAGCCGGAAGAAAGAGGCCAAGAACAACCAAUCAGCAAAAUCGGCGCUGUCGGCGUUUCAGAACCAUCAGAAGACGUCAGCGAACCGAUGAAAGUCCUCAGCAGUCGGGCCCAGGACCUCCGUAAAAAUAUCCGGGGUCUCGAGUGCAAGAUGCUUACCCUGGACCACUCCGUUGAUAUCUUUAGCGACAAGUUCAAUCGUAGCCUGGUCACUAAAGAGCACGUGGAGCGGGAAAUGGUGGCGAUUGCACAGGUGCGCGAUAAAAUCGGACGACGUCUAAAUCAGAUGGAAGAGGAAUUUCGCAGGGCCAGGGAGGAUUUAUUUGAUCGGGGCAGGAACCCAAAAAACCAAAGCUAUAUUGCUUCUUCAAUGAAUAAUCCUGAUUGUGGAGCUUGAUUGAUAUGGUUUUUAUGAUAGUUGGCUAUUGAUUAUUGCCAUUAAAUAGGACUAAAAACUUUUCGGAGUAAUACUAAUAAUUAUUAUUUAAAUACAUAACUUUUCCGGACUGAUAAGCAUUUGGUAUGUGAACUUAAUUAGUUUCAAAGAGGCCAAUAAUAACAUACAAUUUAUAACCAUUCCUUGUAUAAAAAAAUAUGAAAAAGCAGCAAAUGUAUAUACCGACAACUUUUUUUAAUGACAAUAAUAAUGGAGCGUAUUAUUAUAUGUAUUAUUAGGUUUAUUAAACAACAAGGAA